Toxotes jaculatrix (banded archerfish) is the source of this 5076-nucleotide messenger RNA. RefSeq names its product anoctamin 5a (gene ano5a). NCBI's taxonomy places the organism in Eukaryota, Metazoa, Chordata, Actinopteri, Toxotidae. The record is from RefSeq and is a predicted model, not a curated record. Gene Ontology annotation, biological process: chloride transmembrane transport. The coding region runs from base 168 to 3179 and encodes 1003 amino acids. Gene Ontology annotation, molecular function: protein dimerization activity; chloride channel activity. Gene Ontology annotation, cellular component: plasma membrane. The transcript is spliced from 23 exons.
GGCCAGGCUGGCGAGGAUCCCGGUGAGCGAGCAGAGGCGUCUCUCAGAAGGGCGACUGUGACGGAGCACGGUUCUCAGUUCAUGCGGGGGAGAAAUUGUCUGGCUCGGGAUUUCACGGUGUUAGAUGAGGACCAGUAGGCACGGCUUGGCUACACGAGAGACUCAACAUGCACCGGAUAACGGAAAAAGCGAGAGGGGACAAUCUGAUUGAGAUGAGCCCCACAGAAUCUUUCAACGAUGAUCUAAAUGGCUACCAUCAAAAUGCCUCGUCCAGCACAGGAUCCUUCCAGCAGGGACAAUCAGCGUCUCCUUUAACACCUGAUGUGUGUGUAGAGACCUGUGAGUCUCUCAACACCAGCCUAGCCUCCCUGGCCCCCUCUGACCACAGCGACAGUCCGCAGUUUGAGGCUCAAACCUUAGAGCGAAUCAGUGCUUUGACUGGGUUCUGGAGAAAGCGGGCUCUAUUCCUGAAGUUUCGUUCCAGGAUUGACAAACAACAAUACAGUAAAGACUCUGUGUUCUUCCGUGAUGGAGUGCGCAGGGUUGAUUUUGUCCUGUCUUAUGUUGAUGAUAAAGAUGGUGAGAGAAAACAGGAGAGGAGGAAGGUGUAUGAAGCCAAUUUAGAGAAAGUUGGCCUGGAGCUGGAGACGGAAGAUAAAUUGGAGUCAGAAGAUGGAAAGACUUAUUUUGUGAAGAUCCAUGCUCCGUGGGAAGUGUUGGCCACCUAUGCCGACGUACUGAAGAUCAAAGUUCCAUUUAAGGUCAACGACAUCCCAGACAACAGAGAGAUGCCCAUGAACUGGCUGUCCACCCCGUUUCGUUUGCCAGAGCACGUCAUGCAACCCGAGCCAGACUAUUUCACAGCUCCUUUCAACAAGAGCAAGUCUGACUUCUUCCUUAUCGACGACAAAGAGACAUUCUUCCCCCCUUCCACUCGCAACAGGAUAGUCUACUAUAUCCUUUCUCGAUGCUCAUACUUCAAGGAUGAAUGUGGUGAUAAAGACAAGAAGGGCAUCAAGAGGUUACUCAACAAUGGCACCUACACUGCUGCCUUCCCCCUGCAUGACUCUAGAUACUGGACAAGGUCGAGGGAUGCAAACAGCGAAAGUGAGAGAUACAAUCUCUACAAAUACUGGGCCAGAUUCCUCUGUUUCUUCAAGGAGCAGCCCCUCAACCUUAUAAGGAAGUAUUAUGGGGAGAAGAUAGGUAUUUAUUUUGCGUGGCUGGGUUUCUAUACUGAGAUGCUGUUGUUUGCUGCAGUAGUAGGGACAAUUUGUUUCAUCUACGGAUUCCUCACCUAUGACGACAACCAGUGGAGUAAAGAAAUAUGUAGCGAGGAAAUUGGAGGCAACAUUGUCAUGUGCCCACUGUGUGACAAGAAAUGUAGCUACUGGAAGCUCAACACAACAUGCAACUCCUCAUGGCAAUCACACCUGUUUGACAAUGUGGGAACAGUGUUUUUUGCCAUAUUCAUGGGAAUUUGGGUGACGCUGUUCCUGGAGUUCUGGAAGAGGCGGCAGGCCCGACUCGAGUAUGAGUGGGAUCUGGUCGACUUUGAGGAGGAGCAACAGCAGCUGCAGCUCCGGCCAGAGUAUGAGACCAAAUGCAAAAAUCGCAAGCUGAACCGCAUCACUCAGGAAACUGAGUGGGUUCUUGACAGGACUGCUACAGAUCUAAUGGGGAAAUUGUUACUGUGCUGGGCCACCGUGAUCCUCUGGGAAAUGGAGCCAUACUUACCAGUAACAAGCAAGUGUGCACGCUUAUGUCUAUCUGGAGCCACCGUCCUGUUCUGGAUCUCAUUGAUCAUUGCCUGCAUCAUUGGGGUAAUAGCGUACCGCCUGGCGGUAUACGCGGCCUUUGCCAGCAUCAUGAAGGACAGUCCCACCAGCCAGCUACAUGUGGUUGGCCCCUACAUCACGCCACAGCUGGCCACCUCUGUAACUGCCUCCUGCAUCAACUUUGUCAUCAUCAUGAUCCUCAACCUCAUGUAUGAGAGAGUGGCUGUUUGGAUCACUGAUUUGGAAAUUCCAAAGACCCACCUGGAGUAUGAGAACAAACUGACAGUGAAGAUGUUCCUCUUCCAGUUUGUCAACUACUACUCCUCCUGCUUCUAUGUGGCUUUCUUCAAGGGCAAAUUUGUUGGCUAUCCUGGAAAUUAUGCUUACAUGUUUGGCCCAUGGAGCAAACUGAGGAAUGAAGAGUGUGACCCUGGUGGCUGUCUGAUUGAGUUGACCACCCAGCUGGUGAUUGUGAUGACUGGUAAACAGGUGUGGGGCAACAUCCAAGAGGCUUUGGUCCCGUGGCUGAUGAACUGGUGGGGUAGCAGGAAGGCCCGAAACCACCCAGAGAGCCUGUACAGCCGCUGGGAGCAGGACCACGACCUGCAGGGCUUUGGACAGCUGGGCCUUUUCUACGAGUACCUGGAAAUGGUGAUCCAGUUUGGUUUCAUCACACUUUUUGUGGCAUCCUUCCCCCUGGCACCCCUGCUGGCACUUAUCAACAACAUCAUUGAGGUUAGAGUGGAUGCCUGGAAGCUCACCACUCAGUUCAGACGUCCUGUGGCAUCCAAGGCCCACAGCAUUGGAGCCUGGGAGGAAAUCCUCAGUGGGAUUGCCGUCCUCUCUGUUGUCACAAAUGCAUUCAUUGUGGCCUUCACCUCUGAUAUGAUCCCUCGACUAGUGUAUAUGUAUGCCUACCAGCCAGAGGGUGAGAUGAAUAUGAAAGGCUACAUAAACAACAGCCUGUCUGUGUUUAAUAUCUCUGAGUUCCAACUCCCCAACCGCCCUGAGGAAGGGGAGAACCCCUCUUGGUUCAAUAGCUCCAUCACUACCUGCAGGUAUCGUGAUUACCGCUACCCCCCUGGCCAUGAGAAACAGUACUCCCACACUAUGCAGUUCUGGCAUAUUUUGGCUGCCAAGCUGGCUUUCAUCAUUAUCAUGGAGCAUGUUGUGUUCAUGGUCAAGUUCUUUGUAGCCUGGAUGAUCCCAGAUGUUCCCUCUGACGUGAGGGCUCGAGUAAAGAGAGAGCGCUACCUGGUUCAGGAGUAUCUCCAUAACUACGAAGUGGAGAAGCUGAAGAUCCAACUCAGCCAAAACGGUCAGAGUCACAGUGACUGUACCUGCACACCCAUGAUCUAUCCGUCUUUAUCUAAACACGAGGUGCUGUCAGAGUGUCUCUAGCCCAGCGAGCUGCUGGUCAAUCAGCUGGACAUGAUGGGGUGAGAUGGUGAUGUAGAUUGCCCUGCUUGUGUAUUAUGAUACUGAUCAUCACUUUGCUGUAGUGCCUGUGUUGUUUGUGCAAUACACACACAGACAACUUUUAUUAAAGAGCUAGAGGUUUCUCUAAUUCACAGCCAUCCUUCUACUAAUCUGCUGAUAGUGGAUGUGCACACAGGUGAAAGACCAAGUCCAUGCUUGCUGAAACUUGCAUCACUUGAAUUUAAAUAUAUCCCAUAUUUAUGGCUUUUCACUCUCUAUGUUGUAAUUAUAGUGCUGAGGAUAAUCAAAAUUUGCCGUGAGCAAAGAAAGAGGAAAUCUUAUACACUGUCUAAAUCAGACAACUUAGUCUGAUUUUAAUGCAAGACUAUUUAUUUAAGUGCCACUAUGAGUAACCAAAGACUGGAUGCCUUAAUAUAUCACAGACUUCUCACUGAUGCGAUCUGCCAGUAGAAUGUCAAUAUUAUUUAGAAUCUGAGAGCCUGCUUAUUCUGGGGGUUUGAAUAUUAUUUUUGUUUCUAUGUACAGCAAUAUGAAGGGUUCCAGUGUCACAUACUGUAUGUUUAUGUUCAGCUUGGGAUUUUUUUUGUUUGUUUGUUCUUUACUGCAACAAAUGUGAGCAUUUUUUUUAUUGGACAGCACUGAGGUCAUGGCACAGAUGUAACACACUUUUCCCAAAUUAUCUUCAUCACUCCACUGGCUGUUAAGAGGCCUGUUGACAUUUCUGCUAUGAUCUCAUAACAGCCCAACAGUUGCUCCAGGACAAAACCUGACAUUUGAAGUAGGUUUUAACGAAGAGAAACCUUUGCUGCUGUUACAGCUGUGAGUAAGGGCAAAUUUUGUCCUGCUAUGGCCAGUUGUUGAGCAGCCACAGCAGCAGCUGGUGCAUGUUGACUGUUGACAGUGAGUCCUGUUCCUGGAGAUGGGAAGCGAAAAGCCCUGAGAGAGUGAAGAGAUCCCUUUUUAAUGUGCCUCUGUUUACCAACACAUUGGAGCUAAUGAAAGCCUGCCCCCAUCCACUCAACCAUGUUUGCUCCAUUACACAAAGCACAUCAACCAUCGCCUAGUUCUUGUGCCUUUGUGCUUCUGGUUUCCUCAGCUGUGUCUGCGUAGAGAAGGAAAGAUACACAUUCUUUUUUUUUUUAAAUUUUGCACAAAGCACUUAAUGAAACCUGACUACCAAGACAUAAACAUGUCAAUCUAUUUGUUGUCUGACACUUUUCAUAAUCAGUGUUUUGAAGCAGCGGUGUGUGAUAGUCUUUGUUCAUUUAAAUAGAGCAAGUUGUACUGUAGUAAGACGGAGUUCCCUGUUCUGAAUUUGAGGUUUAUAUUGAGCUUAAUGCCAACAAAGAGAAAGAUGUAGCUUUUUGCUUUGAAAUUAUAUGAAGGAUAUUUUACAUUUAUUAGGCUGCAUACACAGAAAUAUGUGAGAAGUAUUGAAGUAUUUUAGUUUUAUGUAAAGUUGCUGACUGGUUCUGCUUCAAACUCAGGCAACUAAAUCUUAUAUUUGUUUGAGAUGCAUGUAGGGGUGACCACUUUAGCUGAGAACAAUGUUGUAUUGUUCUAUCAUACCCCGUGCUUAGCUAAAUUAAUACCUGUUGAUGCCUUAAUAUAUCAAAUAUUUUUUUCAGUUUUAUUUCUUUGUACAUCCCCUUUAAAUUCUUGUAUAUCUUCUUUUGCUAUGCUUUAGCAAUGUUUUAUUUUAUACUGUUACCAUACGUGAAAAAGGUGAACCUGUUUACUGUAUGCUUAAGUUUCAUGUUUUCAUUUAUUUUGUUCUGUAAUUUUUGUAAUUGUCCUAUAUCCAAAUGUGUAAUGUAACAAAGACAAUUCUCAAAAAUAAAGUACCAGUUCAAAUUGA